Molecule: messenger RNA, 1464 nt
Organism: Pelmatolapia mariae (spotted tilapia)
Lineage: Eukaryota; Metazoa; Chordata; Actinopteri; Cichliformes; Cichlidae
Product: paired box protein Pax-3-like
Exons: 9
Coding region: 1-1464 (487 amino acids)
Biological process (GO): regulation of transcription by RNA polymerase II; anatomical structure development
Molecular function (GO): RNA polymerase II cis-regulatory region sequence-specific DNA binding; DNA-binding transcription factor activity, RNA polymerase II-specific
Source: RefSeq, a predicted model, not a curated record
AUGACAGCACUUGCAGGAGGUUUACCGAGGAUGAUGAGACCGACUCCCCAUCAGAACUACCCGCGAGGAGGAUACUCUCUAGAAGUCUCGACUCCGUUAGGACAGGGUCGGGUCAACCAGCUCGGUGGUGUCUUCAUAAACGGCAGACCUCUUCCCAACCACAUUCGACAUAAAAUAGUGGAGAUGGCCCAUCACGGUAUCCGGCCGUGCGUCAUCUCCCGUCAGCUGCGGGUGUCCCACGGCUGCGUCUCCAAAAUUCUCUGCCGGUACCAGGAGACGGGUUCUAUCAGGCCGGGGGCCAUCGGAGGCAGCAAGCCGAAGCAAACCGCUUCUCCAGAGGUUGACAAGAAAAUCGAAGAGUAUAAGAGAGAAAACCCGGGAAUGUUCAGCUGGGAAAUUAGGGACAAACUACUGAAAGAUGGAAUCUGCGACAGAAACAACGUCCCCUCAGUGAGCGCCAUCAGCCGCGUCAUGCGCUCCAAAUUCGGCGGAGCUGGUGAGGAUGAGGAGGAGGAUGAAGAAGUGGUGAAGAGGGCGAUGGAGGAAAACGAGCCACGGACGAAACACAGCAUCGAUGGCAUUCUGGGAGACCGAUCCAGUCACUCAGACGAGGGCUCCGAUGUGGACUCCGAGCCGGGUCUGCCUUUGAAGAGGAAGCAGCGUCGGAGUCGGACUACCUUCACGGCAGAACAGCUGGAGGAGCUGGAGAGGGCUUUCGAACGCACGCACUACCCUGACAUCUAUACGCGAGAGGAGCUGGCUCAGCGGGCCAAACUCACCGAGGCUCGAGUUCAGGUGUGGUUCAGUAACCGAAGAGCCCGGUGGAGGAAGCAAGCAGGGGCUAAUCAACUGAUGGCGUUUAACCACCUCAUCCCUGGUGGUUUCCCCCCAUCAGCUAUGCCAGGUUUGCAACCCUAUCAACUGUCAGACAGCCCCUACCCUCAGACUUCUAUAGCUCAAGCAGCUUCUGAGCAGCCCAGCACAGUCCACCGACCGCAGCCUCUACCACCCACCUCUGUGCACCAGAGUGGGCUCAGCUCCUCAGCCAGUUCCCAGGAUGGGAGCUCUGCGUACUGCCUGUCUUCUGGUCGACACAGCUUCUCAGGAUAUUCAGAAAACUUUGUGUCCCCAGCAGGACACACCAACGCCGUCAACCCGACCAUCAGCAACAGCCUCUCACCGCAGGUGAUGGGCCUAUUGAAUCCAGGUGGAGUACCACAUCAGUCCCAGAGUGACUUUGCCCUUUCCCCAUUGACUGGGAGCCUGGAGCCCAAUGGUGGUAUGGCUGCUAGCUGUCAUGGUUCCCAGCGCCUGGAGGCUCUACCAGGCUUGACCAGCAUGCCCGCCCUGCCUAGCACUCAGUCUUACUGCCCGCCCUCCUACUCCUCCUCAGCCUAUGUGGACCACCACCCUUCCUACCAGUAUGGACAGUACAGUCAGAGCAAGGUGCCUUUUAUUAUUUGA